AAGGCGGCGGCUGUAGCCGAACACACGCCGCGUCACUUCCAGUUCCGGUUUACAGAGCGAACGCGGGAUAUUUGAAAGGCUCGCUUUUCUUGAUAUCAGAAUCGACUUCUGACAGGUUUAUACAUUUGGUCAAUAGUAAGAGGAGGAGCUGUAGAUAUUUACGAGAGGAAUCCGAGCGAUGUGUAAGGCUCGUAGCCUCGUGUGUAACCGGGAGUGUGUGGGGGAUGGGAAACCCGAGCGAAGCGCAGGUUGUUGAGAUCAUGUGACGAGGUAGAAUCUCCAGUGGAAGUUUUACCUGGAACAACUGAGGAGAGUUUCACUGACUGAGGAAUAUUAUCCACAAGUGCCGGCGCCAUGUCUGAGGGGAAGAAGAGAAGCAGAGGGGGACUUGCUAUCAUCUCUCCACCUAAAAGAAGAUCCCAGAGAAAAUCUACUUCAGACAGUCCAAUCCCAGAACCUAUCAUGAAACGGUCCAUUACGGUCAAGAAAAUAAUGCCCAGAAAAACACUGGCAGCUAUUGUCAAUACGGGAUCUCAGUCCACACCGAAGCAGGUUUCCAAUGUUACUCCAGCUCCAAGGAGAAGUUCACGGAUUUCCCCAAAAAUCCAGAAAGAAAAUGCAUUUUCUGAACAAUCACAGAUAGUCCACAAAGAUGUGACUGACCAAUCUUCUGCUCCUAAAAUCGAUGUUCUAUCUCCAAUUCCUGUCAAUAUCCAAUUAUCUCCUAAGCAGGAUAACAGAGACAUUAUUAUGUCCCAAAAGGUCCGUCGUUCCUACAGUCGUUUGGAAAUGUCCCUCAAUAGCAGCUCAUCUUUAUACAGCCCUACAAGGAAAACUGACUCAUCUGAUACAUCCACUCCAAACGUAGUCCUAAAAUCAGGCCGUAGCUCUUUGUUCGGUUUUGAUAAACUGCUGAACUCUGAAAUGCCGGACGGGGAGUUGAAAAAGAGUAAUGGUGUGACCAGGAAGAAAAAUACUAAAGAGAGGAUCUUGGGAACAGUGUUACCUGAAGAACCAGACCACAACAUUCCUGGGGUUGUGUUGGCAAAGCAGAAAAGGAGAAAACGAAAAGUCGCCAUUAUAGAGAAAUCGGAUCUGGAUGAAUGGGCGGCCUUUAUGAAUGCAGAAUUCGAGGAAGCUGAAAAGUUUGAUCUUACUGUCGAGUGACUGUUCAUUCCUUUGGAUUUUGUGUACAUCUUUUCUCUUUCUAAAUAUGUAUGUUUAGAAGGGUGUGAGUAUAGCAGACCAAUGGUCUCCAAAUUCUCUAUCCAUAAGUGUUCAUAGAGAAGACCUAGAAAGUCAAGUCUUCGGUAUUGGUUGAACUAACGGCAAUGCAGAUUGGCUGAGAUUUCCUUCAUUAAUAGUUUGCCAUCUACAUGUUAAAGCCAUAAAUAUUAAGUUAGAUGUAUUAUACAUACAUGUCUUUUCUAUUUUGUACACCACUGAGCUUAAUCAUGUGCAUGGUAAUGAGAGAGAGCUUCAUUCUUAAGUUUAUUGGGUUAUUCUAAAAGUGAUUUGUUUGUCAAUAUUAACAGCCAGCGCCUAUAGGCAGCUGCAAUAUUGGGCACAGGUUUAUUAUGUGUAAGAUUUUUAUAAGAAAUGUAAGCACUGCACAAAAUGUUUUUAUGUUUGUGUCUAGAGGUUUGUUGAGGGUCUCUGUACUUCUUGCUUACAUUAGGCCAGUAAACGGGACUCUUGUACCCUCUCUAUGUGCCUCACACAGCUCCUAGAAUCCAUUGGUGCUUUAUUAGUCCCAACACUUAACCUCAGACCGCCUCCUGCGACAUAGGUGCCUCCGUCAUCA
Messenger RNA from Xenopus laevis (African clawed frog), 1804 nucleotides. It is a transcript of the gene cdca5.S, whose product is annotated as cell division cycle associated 5 S homeolog. Lineage: Eukaryota; Metazoa; Chordata; Amphibia; Anura; Pipidae. Bases 355 to 1167 code for a protein of 270 amino acids. Gene Ontology annotation, biological process: double-strand break repair; mitotic sister chromatid cohesion; mitotic metaphase chromosome alignment. The transcript has 7 exons. Gene Ontology annotation, cellular component: nucleus; cytoplasm; chromosome. The record is from RefSeq and is a predicted model, not a curated record.